Molecule: messenger RNA, 2230 nt
Organism: Nematostella vectensis (starlet sea anemone)
Lineage: Eukaryota; Metazoa; Cnidaria; Anthozoa; Actiniaria; Edwardsiidae
Product: sorting nexin-17
Exons: 15
Coding region: 100-1539 (479 amino acids)
Biological process (GO): signal transduction; intracellular protein transport
Cellular component (GO): early endosome
Molecular function (GO): phosphatidylinositol binding
Source: RefSeq, a predicted model, not a curated record
UCACGUGACCACCGUAUCAAUAACAAGCAACAUGGCGGCUGCCGGACAUACAAACACCUCGACAGCGCUCUCCUAGAUACUCAAAGACGCCUUCUAAAUAUGCAUUUCUCCAUACCAGACACAGUAGAAGUAAAGGACAGAAGUGGAUCUACUUUUCUGGCCUAUAACAUCCAUAUAAAUGGAGCAUUGCAUUCUGCAGUGAGAUUCUCAGAUCUUUAUCAGUUUAACGAACAGCUGAAAAAAGAGUAUGGAAAUAGGAUCACUGCCCGGUUCCCACCUCGCAAGAUUUUAUCCUUGACGGCUGUGCAGGUCGAGGAGCGGCGAGACCAGCUUGAGAAAUACCUCCAAGGCAUCUGCCAAGACCCUGAUGUCGCCAACAGCUCUACCUUUACGGACUUCCUCCGCAACUGCCAGAAGGAAACCUUGCAAGCUCUUUCAGAGACAGUUACUCUGGAUGUUUACUUGAUGAAUGGGUCAAAGGUCUCACUGAAGGUCUUAUCGACUGACAGCACAGAUGAUGUCUUAGAGGCUGCAAUGCGUGAGAUUAAGCUCAGUGAAGAGCUCUUCCAUUAUUUUGCACUUUUUUUAAUCAAAAGAGAAGAGGAUGGGGAAGCGACAAUUCAAAGAAAGUUGCAGGAGUUUGAGUGUCCCUACCUCAGCGUUAAGAAUUUGAAGGGAACUCACCGGAUCGCUGUCAGGAAAAAUUUCUGGGAUUCCAAGUUAGAAGAUAGGAUAAUCGAGGACAAGAUCGGUAUGAACUUAUUGUAUGUCCAAGCCAUCAGUGAUAUAGAGAGAGGCUGGGUGGUGGGGCCCAAAGAAGCCUACUCCCGACUUGAAGAACUCAAAGAAACUGGCUCAAAGAAAGAGUACCUGCGAUUAGCCAGGAUGAUGAAGUACUAUGGGUUCAUCCAGUUCAAGCCAUGUUUUACUAAUUAUCCAACUGACAACACCCGUGUACUUAUCAGCUGCGGUGACAGAGAAUUAAACUUUAGGUUACAAACAGAAGAUAAUAAGAUCCAAGAAGGAAGUUUCAAAGUGACUCGCAUGAGAUGCUGGAGAAUUACCUCCUCUCAAACUACGACUGAUGAGGGGAAAAAAGAAGAGUCAUUAGAGCUGGCAUUUGAGUACCUACUUACCAGAGAUUGUCUACAAUGGAUAACUGUAUACAGCGGUCAGGCAAUUCUGAUGAGCCUUUGUCUUCAGAGCAUAGUUGAUGAAAUAAUCCGACUGAAGCAAAACAAAAGUUUAAAAGCUCCAAGGCACAAAGAAAGAACCAAUGGGAAUUUCCAAAGGUGCAACUCAGUAUCUUCAACUGCUUCCAAUGAGGCGGAUGAGGAAGCCCCUCCUUCAAGCUCAAAACCAGCAGCUCCUACCCUCUCUGCCCCCACAUUCGAGUCUGGGGCAAAAAAGAAAAUCCUUAAGCCACAGAACAAAGUCCAAGGCGGUUACGCUCAGGUCCCCCAGAGACAAGCUCCACCAAGCGAUGAUAAUACCAAAACCAACGAAGUCUUCGAAGGCAUCGGAAAUGAUGAUCUCUAGAAUUGCUCUUCAGGAUUUGCUUUCGCAGGAAAGUUGUGUUCUAUCUUUUUUUGGUAAUUGCCCAACCACCCUUUCUCUUAAGUAUUUCAUUGUCCUUUCCGUACUAACAAUACAAGGGGCGUUGCUUAAGUGACCAACUCAUUCUUCCGGGUAUGCAUUGCAAUUCCAAACAAAUUUGGUUUCCGACUAGGCUAAUUUUCAAGAAGAAUUAAAAGGUGGUCAUACUUUCUAUGCUAUGAUUGGAAAUAUUCAGGCCCUUAAUCUCAGUCGAUUGACCCAUGUGACAAUAUGUAUAUUUUUUCAAUUUAAUAACUUUUUAAAAGAUGGGUAGUACUUUUUAAACUUGUUUAAUUUCUGUACGGGGCCAAGGGGAAGUUUUGUCCAUUGCUGGCUCUUAUACUUCGUAGACAGUAUGCAACCUUUUGUUUAAAGAAUAGCUUUGUCUACAUUUAAACUGACCGGCCGCAGUGCAUCAUGCAAAAAGUGAGUUAGUCAAUCAAAAAUUUCACUGGUCUCUUGACAUAUCAUCAUUACACAAAAUUAACUAAACUUUUAUUUGAUAUGUCUAUAAGAUCACUCAAGACAGUGGAUAAACGACAGAGCAAAAAAAAUGGCAAGUUUUUCCAAAAUAAGGUCUGGUUAACUUCGGUAAGCUUAAAUUUUUGCAUAGAGGUUUCUUAUGUUAUGUAAA